GGCCAUAAACAACGUUAAAUUAAAUAUAUUCCCCUCAAAAUAUGAUAAUUUUAAGACUCUGGUACGAUAAUGUGUAAUUUCCCAUUUGGCAACACGUUCGCCUGUUGAGGCACGCCGAGCCAGCCCAGCCCAGACAGGACUACUCCCCAUCCCAGACAACUUUGUUUGCAGACAGAAAAAAAAAAACAACGAACAAUUAAUUAAACACAUUUAUCGCAUUUUUUGGACGUGAAGAGGUGAUGCUGGGGGUGGCCGGAACGACGGGCAGCAUUGCCAAUGCCUUGGCGAGUGCGGCCUGUGAGCGAUGCAAGAGUGGCUUCGCUCCCACAGAGAAGAUCGUCAACAGCAAUGGAGAACUGUACCAUGAGCAGUGCUUCGUGUGUGCCCAGUGUUUCCAGCAGUUUCCAGAAGGACUUUUCUACGAGUUUGAAGGCAGGAAAUACUGUGAACACGACUUCCAGAUGCUGUUUGCUCCUUGCUGCCGCCAGUGUGGCGAGUUCAUCAUCGGCCGCGUCAUUAAGGCCAUGAACAACAGUUGGCACCCUGACUGCUUCUGUUGUGACAUCUGUCAGGCUGUGCUGGCAGACGUGGGCUUCGUCAAGAACGCCGGCAGGCACCUGUGUCGCCCGUGCCAUAAUCGGGAGAAGGCUCGUGGCCUGGGGAAGUACAUCUGCCAGAAGUGCCAUGCCAUCAUCGAGGAGCAGCCGCUGAUCUUUAAAAAUGACCCUUACCACCCAGACCACUUUAACUGCAACAAUUGCGGGAAGGAACUGACAGCCGAAGCCAGGGAACUGAAAGGUGAACUCUUCUGCCUGCCCUGCCACGACAAGAUGGGGGUGCCUAUCUGCGGCGCUUGCAGGAGACCCAUCGAGGGCCGCGUUGUCAACGCCAUGGGCAAGCAGUGGCAUGUUGAGCAUUUCGUGUGCGCCAAGUGUGAGAAGCCUUUCCUGGGCCAUCGCCACUAUGAGAGAAAGGGCUUGGCCUAUUGUGAGACUCACUACAACCAACUGUUUGGCGACGUGUGCUACCACUGCAACCGUGUGAUUGAGGGCGAUGUGGUGUCUGCACUCAACAAGGCCUGGUGUGUCACCUGUUUCUCCUGCUCCACCUGCAACACCAAACUCACUCUCAAAGAUAGGUUUGUUGAAAUUGACCUGAAGCCAGUGUGCAAGCAUUGCUAUGAUCGUAUGCCCGAGGAGCUGAAACGCCGCCUGGCUCGCCGCGAGCGUGACGCCAAAGACCACAAGAGGCAACCUUCUGCGUCUCAGUAGAGUUCCUCUUCUUUACAAGCUGCUGGUCGGUGCUCUUUCUGUCUUCUCUCUCAUGUGGCAUGACU
Messenger RNA from Nerophis lumbriciformis (worm pipefish), 1336 nucleotides. Its product is annotated as LIM and senescent cell antigen-like-containing domain protein 1. NCBI's taxonomy places the organism in Eukaryota, Metazoa, Chordata, Actinopteri, Syngnathiformes, Syngnathidae. The record is from RefSeq and is a predicted model, not a curated record. Gene Ontology annotation, cellular component: cytoplasm; cell-cell junction; focal adhesion. Gene Ontology annotation, biological process: cell-cell junction organization; cell-cell adhesion; positive regulation of substrate adhesion-dependent cell spreading.